This is a messenger RNA of Sceloporus undulatus (fence lizard), 2149 nucleotides long. It is a transcript of the gene UNC93A, whose product is annotated as unc-93 homolog A. Lineage: Eukaryota; Metazoa; Chordata; Lepidosauria; Squamata; Phrynosomatidae. Bases 221 to 1597 code for a protein of 458 amino acids. The record is from RefSeq and is a predicted model, not a curated record. The transcript has 9 exons.
GGACACUAAAUCCUGAAAAGGCAGAUUCCUGAAAAACUUUUAUCAAGACGUCUAAUAUCACCACUGCUCCUAACUGCUGCUAGCAAAAAGUCUUCUAAAAGAUGAAGCAAAGUUAGAGCCUGGCUUCCAUUUCUGACCCCUCUGCCUGGAUUCGUUUCAUCUGGAACAAUUCACUUCAACUAAUAUUCUGGGAUUAUAUUAAAUUUAUGUGAUCCACAACAUGGAGAAGAAUCUAAAGAAUAUUCUGGUUGUUUCAUUUGGAUUCUUAUUUCUAUUUACUGCUUUUGGAGGACUCCAGAGCCUGCAGAGCAGCCUCCAUUCUGAAAAAGGGCUGGGUGUCGCCUCUCUGAGUGUUAUCUAUGCAGCACUGAUCCUGUCUUCCAUGUUUCUCCCACCCAUCCUCAUUCAGAAGCUCGGGUGCAAGUGGACCAUUGUAGGCUCUAUGUGCUGCUACAUUACAUAUUCUUUGGGGAACUUCUAUGCCAGCUGGUAUACACUGAUCCCCACAUCUAUGAUCUUGGGGCUGGGAGGAGCACCGCUUUGGUCAGCUAAGUGCACAUAUCUCACCAUUGCUGGCAACUCGUAUGCUGCGAAAGCAGGGAAAAUUGGAAGAGAUGUUGUCAACCAGUAUUUUGGAAUCUUCUUCCUGAUAUUCCAGUCUUCUGGAAUCUGGGGAAAUCUUAUAUCAUCUCUGGUAUUUGGCCAGACUCCAAACAAAAUGAACAUCUCAGAAGCAGAUCUGGCAUGUUGUGGUGCAGAAGACUGCAAGAACACAACAACAGAUGAGACAAAUACCUCAAAACCAACAGAAACCUUAAUCUAUAUACUGCUGGGAAUCUACACAGCUAGUGGAGUGCUUGCUGUGUUGCUAGUUGCUGUAUUUCUAAAUCCAGUCUCAGUUCAACAAAUGGAAAAUGAAGAAAAGAAGAAAGCAUCCUUUUGGUCCACUUUCUUGGCAACAUUUCGGCAUCUUACAGACAGACGCCAGUGCCUCUUGAUUCCUCUGACCAUGUACAGUGGGUUUGAACAAGGAUUCCUUGCUGGUGACUACACCAAGUCCUAUGUGACCUGUGCCCUUGGGAUAAAUUUUGUUGGCUAUGUGAUGAUCUGCUUUGCUGCUGCAAAUUCUCUCUCCUCCAUGUUCUUUGGAAAGAUUUCCCAAUACACUGGCCGACAAGCUCUCUUUGCUCUAGCUGCAGUACUCAACCUUGCUUGUAUAAUCGUAUUCCUGCUCUGGAAACCUCACCCAAAGCACCUUGCUGUAUUCUUCAUAUUGCCAGCCAUCUGGGGAAUGGCUGAUGCUAUCUGGCAGACACAGACCAAUGCUCUCUAUGGAGUUUUAUUUGAAAAGCACAAAGAGGCAGCAUUUGCUAAUUAUCGCCUGUGGGAAUCACUAGGAUUUGUCAUUGCCUUUGGCUACAGCACUUUCUUGCGUGUCUCAGUGAAACUGUAUAUUGUUCUGGCUGUACUAGUGGUGUCUAUGCUCCUCUAUGAAACAGUUGAGUACCUGGAAUCCAAGAGUUCUCCUGGAACAGCCAGUCUGGCAAAGAAGGAACCAGUUGAAUGUCAGCAAAAUGCUCAGCAAACUCAUUUAUGAUCCAAUAUAAGGCAAGGCCAGACCACAGCCCUAAGACUAAUUUUGCACAUGCAUUUUCAAGAAUUGUCAGGAAAUACAGAAGCAGUUCAAGGCAGAACCAGUAGGAAAGAGGCAGUAGUAACUUCCAUGUUUAUGAAGCAGUGAAUCCACUGUGGGUUUUAUUUGAAAGCUUAAAAGAGCUUCCCAAGGCACUGAACCUGCUUUGGAAAACUUGGUUUGACAUCCUGGAGAAUUUCAGCAAUUGGAGUAAAACCUGGAAUGAUUUACCCACUCCACUUAUGAUAAAGCACUGACAGUCAAGAAGAAUGCAAAGGGACUGAUAUUAUGAUUGGUGAAACAUUAACAUGAGAAUUUUCUUUUGCAAUAAGAUCUUAAAGAGUUUUUUGAAGAGAAAAAAAGUUGACUUUUUAAAAUGUAACUCCCAUAAUCCUCCAGCCAUUAUGAAAAGAAGUAUUUUCUAAGUUCUAUGAGUUGCUUCUGAUAACCAAAUUAUUUCUAAUUUGUAUUUUAUUUCAUUUUAAAACAUUGUAUUGGAAGGAACAUCAAUAAACA